Lasiodiplodia theobromae is the source of this 888-nucleotide messenger RNA. RefSeq names its product Cytochrome p450. The record is from RefSeq and is a predicted model, not a curated record. The coding region runs from base 1 to 888 and encodes 295 amino acids. Lineage: Eukaryota; Fungi; Ascomycota; Dothideomycetes; Botryosphaeriales; Botryosphaeriaceae. The transcript is spliced from 2 exons. Gene Ontology annotation, molecular function: S-adenosylmethionine-dependent methyltransferase activity.
AUGGCUACCUUUGCGAAAGCCGACUUCUCCUACACCUCGUACGCCAAACUCCGCCCGAGCUAUCCGGAAUCUCUCUAUGGCCUCAUCUUCUCCUACCACCAAGGGCCCAGGGUCCUAUGCACCGACCUUGGAUGUGGACCGGGCAUCGUGACGCGCGCCAUAUCCAACAAUUUCGACAAGGUCAUCGGCGUUGACCCUUCGCCAGGAAUGAUCGAGCAAGCGCGCGACGGGACCGACUCAUACGUGUACCCGAAUGUAUCCUUCCAAAGCGGACCGGCCGAAGAGCUGCCCUUCUUUGGCGACAGCAGUGUCGAUGCCGUAGUGUCCGGUCAGGCGGCGCACUGGUUUACUUAUCCGCAAACGUGGGCAUCGCUGGCCCGCGUCCUUCGCAAGGGCGGCACGGUCGCGUUCUGGACCUACGGCAACCCCUUCUUCGUAAAUCACCCCAAGGCGACGGAGAUCAUCACCGAGUGGUCUACCAACACUGCUGAUCCGGAAAAGCUGGGCCAAUACUGGACGCAGCCCGGCCGCAGCAUUGUCGAGCAGCUCUACCGCCCCAUCCAGCCGAGCGAGGAGUUCUUCGAAGAUAUCAGGCGCUACGAGUACGUGCCGGAUACGAAGGGACCCGGAAGCGGAAAAGGAGAGGAGGCGAUCCGGCUGUACCGCAAGGCAACGGUGGCGCAGUGGAGGGAGUACUUCAGGACGUGGAGCGCGUGGCACGGCUGGUACGAGGCUCACCCGGAGGCCAAACCGCGCAAGGAAGGCGGUACGGGCGAUGUGAUGGACCGCAUGUUUGACGAGAUCAGCGCAGCCGAGGGAUGGGAGAGCGACGAUCUGGAGGUGGAGUUGGAGUGGGGAACUGGUCUCGUCCUGGCGCGGAGGAGGUGA